Messenger RNA from Cryptomeria japonica (Japanese cedar), 2581 nucleotides. RefSeq lists its product as uncharacterized. The coding region runs from base 641 to 2089 and encodes 482 amino acids. Lineage: Eukaryota; Viridiplantae; Streptophyta; Pinopsida; Cupressales; Cupressaceae. Gene Ontology annotation, biological process: regulation of DNA-templated transcription. Gene Ontology annotation, molecular function: DNA-binding transcription factor activity; DNA binding. The record is from RefSeq and is a predicted model, not a curated record. The transcript has 2 exons.
GACUAGUUGUGUCUUGUGUAGCAUUGAGAGCGGGUCUUCUCUUUCUCUCUCUACCUAUUUCAGCUUUUUCCUUUGCGCCUUUUUAUCAGGCUACAAGACCCACUUCAUUCUCCACUUCAAUCUUGCUAAACUUCCAUUUAUUUUUUUGUUCCAUGGAGCUCUAGGAAGAGUUUCCAAGCCACCCAUUUUAGCCUUGUGGGAUUCUGAGCUUCUCUGCUCAAUCUUCUUCCCUCCCUCAAAAAGAUUUGGGGAUUCCUACUCAUUCUAGCCUGUUGUGGAUCUGUGUUGCUGGUGGUGGUGAUUGUACUGAGUGUAUUGGAUUUAUGUCGAGUACAUCCCCUAGAGAUUACUAUUUCCUUGUUGGAGCUCAGAAGCUCUGGCUUUUCAUAUUUUGCGUUGUUGUAGCAUUCAUUCUCUUUCGGCGCUGGUGGUAUUGUGGCCUGGCCUCCUUUUCUGCAAUCAGGAAUCUCAGACUCCCCUUGUGUUCCUGCUUCUCCAUUGCACAGUGAGUGUUGCUGGUCUAAGCUAUGCAGAAGAGGACUUGGCGAUUUUGGGAAGUUGAAAUCAGAGGUUCUGUUCAUUGGUAUUCACAUUCUCAAAUAGCAAGUGUGUGAUUGAGGAUUCAAAUUACAAGACAAAGAUGCCUGGAGCCCAGCUUUUUCCCCAGCCACUUUGUGCUGCUACAACUAAGGCUGUCAAGAAGGUGAAGAAGCAGAUUAAGGGUAAUACUAUCCAAGGUUGCACAGAAGACCACAUGUAUGACAGGCCAGUGGCCACUGUAACAAGAAAAGUGAGAGUAAUUUGCGCUGACCCAGAUGCUACAGACUAUUCAAGUGAUGAGGAUGCAGUUGUUCAUGAGCCUAAAAGAUUGGUUCAAGAGAUCCACAUUCCCAUAGACUGUCCGCCUGCUGCAUCAGAUUCUGAAAAGGAAUAUGAACUUCCCAGUUGCUCCAUGAAGUAUGAGUAUUCACCAAAAGAAUUCUGCACCCCUCGCCGUAUGAAAUCUAAGAAGACGACCAAAGGGAAGAAGGCUUCUAAGAAGGGACAAAAAAUGUUGCAAGCUUAUGAACGGUUCAAAGCUGGGAGAUUCACCAAAUCGAGCUCAGCAUUGAGGUCUUCUGCUAAGAAGACAUCCAAAUACAAGGGAGUUAGACAGAGGAGAUGGGGAAAAUGGGCUGCUGAGAUAAGAGAUCCAUUAAGAGGAGUCAGAGUGUGGUUGGGUACUUUUAAUACGGCAGAAGAGGCUGCUAAGGCUUAUGACAUGGCAGCUAAGAAAUUUAAAGGUACCUCUGCUCCCAAUAACUUUGUCUGGUCUUCAUUUGCUUCACAGAGAAAUACUGGAGCUUCACAUAAGAAGCAGAUCUAUGGUACACCCUGCACAGGGCUCAAUUCAGUUGUGACAAGGUCUGCUGCAAAUGGCAAGACGAAGCCCAAUACAAUGGAAAGCUGUUUGGCAUCAUCUUCCGCUUCUUUUUCCUGUAUCUCGGAAGAAGCUUCUGAUGUGGAGUGGAUACCAAAUCAAGCUCCAGUUAUGGAAGCCUCUGCAUCCGCAUCUGCUUCAUUGGUUGAUGAUCUUGGAUCUGAAGAUGCAGGAUGCUCUCGCAUGAUUGAGUGCAGUACAUCUUGCAGCUUCUCUUCAGAUUUCUUACCUGAUUAUUUGGACGACAAUGCCUAUCAAUGUUCUAGUGAAGAACUCUUGCUAGAGUUGGACAAUUGCAAUGUCUUAGAAGAUGCUUCUCUAGAUCUCAGCAACUUGGAGCAGCAGCAUGACAUAGCAACUGAAGAUAAUCCUCCUCUUGUGGAUUUCUUCAUACCUCCUAUCAGCGAGGAACAAUGUUACAGUGCACUGGAGUCAUCAUAUGGUGAUUUUUCAUGUCAUGAUUUGUAUUUCUUGAAUGAGUUUGGGCAAGUUUUUGAGAUGGAUCAUGCUGGUCCUGCUCCGGGAUUGCUUUCCUUUCCAGAUUCUCUUGAUCUUCUAGAUGAAGAGAAUGAUAUCUCUGGUUUAAAUGACCUGCUGGAAAAAGAGAAUUUCAUUCCCAGCUUAAAUUUUGAUUUAGGCUCUGAAGCUCUGAGCUGGAUAAAUGUCUGAUAUUUGAAAAUAAGCUCAGGUGGGUUUGGGCGAUUUUGUAGAUUAGUAUCUCAGAGUAAUUCUCAGCAGCCUGUUUUCCCGAGACGAUCUUUUGAGCUUCUGUGAGAUAUAUUGACCAAGGUGACAGUCCUUGGCUACGGUGGAUUGUUUAUUUUUUAGUAUGUAAUACUAUGAGUUUUGGUUAGGAUGGUAGUAUAUUUCAAAGAACGGAAGAAGAGUCAUGAGUGAGAAUGAAUACGGUAUUGCCAGUCGGUGACUUGGGUUUUCUUUGUGCUUUAGAGCCCUCCAAGUCAUUGACUGUGCUUCCUUCUAAGAAGGAGAAAUUGUGCCUUAGCCUUUUAUCUCUUGUACUGUGUGGUUUAGUGAAUAGGUUAUUCUUUAUACUUCGUAUCCAUGGUUGAAUCAAAGAAAUGUAUGUGUGAGCAUGAAAAGAGUUUCUUGUUCGCAAACAAUUAAUACAAGAUGGAUGAUAUAUUUAUGAAGAUUUUGAAA